UCCCUACAUAAGUUCUUGGUCUUCCCAGAAGCACUUGACCUUAUUGUCCGCUAAACGUUAAAAUGUGAAAGCCGCCCCUCCUCCUAAUACUAGUAGUAAGUAAUGAUAUAGAGAAAACAAAAAACAUUUACUCCCUUCAUAUAUAAAAGCCAAACUCUCUGAUUAAUAAUUCUGUGCUCUCUCUGGCCAUUGCAGCCCAACCAAUUAUAAACAAGUGCUGCAAGGAGUUGCAGAAUGCCAAGCAACAGUGCAAUAGUGGAGGCGGAGGUUCCUUUGUUGGAUGAUUUAGCUUCAACCGUCCGAUCAAAACAUGAACAUAGUGAUGAUGAAGAUCAAGGCACUCUUGCAAGGAGAUCUUGGAUUGAAUCAAAGAAGUUGUGGCACAUAGUUGGUCCAGCAAUCUUUAGCCGUGUUGCGUCUUAUUCCAUGCUGGUUAUAACUCAAGCCUUUGCUGGUCAUCUUGGUGACCUUGAGCUUGCUGCAAUCUCCAUUGCUAAUAAUGUCAUAGUUGGUUUUGAUUUUGGUCUCUUGUUGGGGAUGGCAAGUGCUUUAGAAACACUAUGCGGGCAAGCUUAUGGGGCCAAGAAGUACUAUAUGCUUGGAGUUUACAUGCAAAGAUCAUGGAUUGUUUUGUUCUUGUGCUGUAUUCUGCUUUUGCCAAUCUAUCUGUUUGCCUCUCCAUUUCUAAAGCUUUUGGGGCAACCCACAGAAGUAGCAGAGUUAUCUGGGAUUGUGGCCAUGACCAUGAUUCCACUUCACUUCAGCUUUGCUUUUCAGUUCCCAUUGCAGAGGUUCUUACAGAGCCAGCUGAAGACAGGUGUGAUUGCUUGGGUGUCUCUGGUUGCUCUUGCAGUGCAUGUGUUUGUGAGCUGGUUUUUUGUGUAUAGGCUUCACUUUGGUGUGAUUGGUACUGCAAUUACCAUAAACUUCUCUUGGUGGGUUUUGGUGUUUGGGCUGCUGGGUUACACUGUUUGUGGUGGUUGCCCCUUGACUUGGGCUGGUUUCUCCAUGGAAGCUUUUUCUGGUCUCUGGGAAUUUACUAAACUCUCUGCUGCUUCUGGUGUCAUGCUCUGCCUGGAGAAUUGGUACUAUAGAAUACUGAUCUUGAUGACUGGGAAUCUACAGAAUGCAGAGAUUGCUGUGGAUGCUUUGUCUAUAUGCAUGACGAUCAAUGGCUGGGAGAUGAUGAUUCCUCUGGCAUUUUUCGCAGGAACUGGAGUGAGGGUUGCAAAUGAGCUUGGAGCUGGGAAUGGGAAGAGAGCCAAGUUUGCCACCAAAGUGGCAGUUGUUACAUCAAUUAUAAUUGGCCUCUUCUUCUGGCUCCUGAUCAUGAUGUUCCACAAAGAGGUCGGCUAUAUAUUUACAAAUAGUGAAGCUGUACUUACUGAAGUCAGCAGCCUCUCCCUCUUAUUAGCCUUCACAAUUCUCCUCAACAGUGUUCAACCAGUUCUCUCUGGAGUAGCUGUGGGGUCCGGUUGGCAAUCUUAUGUGGCAUACAUAAACUUGGGUUGCUAUUAUCUCAUUGGGGUUCCUCUUGGGUUUUUAAUGGGAUGGGUUUUCCACCAAGGAGUUAUGGGAAUUUGGGCUGGAAUGAUCUUUGGAGGGACAGCAGUCCAAACCUUGAUAUUGGCCAUUAUCACCAUUCGAUGCGACUGGGAAAAAGAGGCAGAGAAAGCAACCAUGCACAUGUUGAGGUGGGCAGACAAAAAAUAGCAAAAACAUUUAUAUUCAUAAGAAAAAUGCUUGGCCCACCUCUAUUAAGGAGGUGAUAUACAAUGCGGUAUAUAAAUGUGGCAUGCUUAGUAUUUUCCUUUAUGAAUAUGAUGUAGGGAUUUCAACUCAUAUUUUAUAACUAAAUUGUCUCAACAGAAUGUUAACAAGACAAAUAUUAAGAUUGUAUGGAAAGCGAGCAGAGAAAGAGAAAUUCUUUUCUGCUACAGCUAUAUUUGAAAUACUAUUUGUCAUUCUUGUUGAUGAAUCCUCUUACAUGUCUUCAAAGAAGCAAAUGACCAUUGUACUACGUUAUGUGGAUAAAGGUCAUGUAAUUGAACGCUUUGUAGGUAUUGUGUAUGUUACAAAUAUAUUCUAAAUCUUCCUCACUCAAGUUA
Molecule: messenger RNA, 2108 nt
Organism: Prunus avium (sweet cherry)
Lineage: Eukaryota; Viridiplantae; Streptophyta; Magnoliopsida; Rosales; Rosaceae
Source: RefSeq, a predicted model, not a curated record